Messenger RNA from Gadus morhua (Atlantic cod), 4609 nucleotides. RefSeq names its product terminal nucleotidyltransferase 4B (gene tent4b). Gene Ontology annotation, molecular function: poly(A) RNA polymerase activity; mRNA binding. The transcript has 12 exons. Gene Ontology annotation, biological process: polyadenylation-dependent ncRNA catabolic process; RNA 3'-end processing. Lineage: Eukaryota; Metazoa; Chordata; Actinopteri; Gadiformes; Gadidae. Gene Ontology annotation, cellular component: TRAMP complex; nucleolus. Bases 349 to 2424 code for a protein of 691 amino acids. The record is from RefSeq and is a predicted model, not a curated record.
GGCUCCGUGCUCCGCCAUUGAAGGGACCCGUGAUCGGUGGAAAGGGUCAGAAGCGCUUCGGUAGGCAACGCUAUCUUCGGUCUGACAAUUUGAAGUUUAAGCGUGAGCUCGUUUUUUUAAACACACAGCUCAGCCUAAAGUCACAUCUCUCUGUGGACGGUCUCAAUUCACGGCGACCCGCGUAAGGUCCGAGGGAGCGCGUUAUACCGCGUUCCGUAACGUAACGGACCUGCACAGCCCUUCAGCUAUCAGACCGAAGCUAGGCUAGGCUAGGCUAGCCGGCUACCUGGCUAGCUUCACACGAGCUGAGCCUUCGCUCGGGGUGCUGUGCGCCCGCAGUGCCGUUUGAUGGAUCCGCGGAUCGCCUGGUUGCAGCCAGAACAACGUGGACCCGCCAACAACCUGUGGAUGCAGAUCUGGGAGACAACACAAGGCCUGGGCUACCUGCAUGUGAACAGCAACUACACCGCGGCUCCCCCUGCCACGCCGAGCCUGAAGGCGAACAUCAACGCGGCGGCGGCGACGCCGGGCGACGCGCUCAUCACCGGCAGACACGGGACUGUCACCUCCAGCAGCAGCAUCAGCAGCGGCCGGGAGGUCGGGAGUCAGGCGAGGAUGUCUCACCCGAUGAAGGACGGGGACAUCUUGAAACAGAGGGACUUUAUUCCGCUGGAGUCCAACAACAACCAGAAUAAUCGCGCCUCGGGGAGGGCAGGUGUCGUCGGGGGAGCGGGCCAACCGGGCACCGGGGGGGUCGCUCUGGGUGCAGGACACACCAACAAAAGGAAAAGGGACAAUAAGGCCAGCACGUAUGGAUUCAAUAGCAGCCUUUUGCACGCGGACGGCCCGGAGGUGUCACCCCCGGUGUCCACCGCAUACACCGGGACUCCCUGGAAAGACAGGAACUACUCUGAAGGAAUCAUCGGGCUCCACGAGGAGAUCAAGGACUUCUACGAGUACAUCUCCCCACGACCGGAGGAAGAGAAGAUGAGGCUGGAGGUGGUGGACCGCAUCAAGGACGUCAUCCACGACCUGUGGCCCAGUGCAGAGGUCCAAGUGUUUGGGAGCUUCAGCACCGGUCUCUAUCUGCCAACGAGUGACAUCGACCUGGUGGUCUUCGGGAAGUGGGGGUCCCUGCCCCUGCGGACCCUGGAGGACGCCCUGCGCAGGUGCAACGUAGCGGACGAGAACUCCAUCAAAGUGCUGGACAAGGCCACGGUCCCCAUCAUUAAACUGACGGACUCCUUGACCGAAGUCAAGGUAGACAUCAGCUUCAACGUGCGCAGUGGGGUGAAAGCAGCCCAGCUCAUAAAGGAAUACAAAGAGAAGUUCCCUGCCCUGCCUUACCUGGUGCUGGUGCUGAAGCAGUUCCUGCUGCAGAGGGAUCUGAACGAGGUCUUCACCGGCGGGAUCGGCUCCUACAGCGUGUUCCUCAUGGCGGUCAGCUUCCUGCAGCUCCACUACCGCGAGGACGUCCGGAGUCCCAACACCAACAUCGGGGUCCUGCUCAUCGAGUUCUUCGAGCUCUAUGGCCGCAACUUCAACUACCUGAAGACGGGCAUCCGGAUCAAAGACGGCGGCUGCUACGUGGCCAAAGACGAGAUGCACAAGAACAUGAUGGACAGCUACCGGCCCUCCAUGCUGUACAUCGAGGACCCCCUGCAGCCAGACAAUGACGUGGGCCGGAGCUCGUACGGAGCCAUGCAGGUGAAGCAGGCCUUCGACUACGCCUACGUGGUCCUCAGCCACGCCAUGUCGCCCAUCGCCAAGUACUACCCCAACAACGAGUCGGAAAGCAUCCUGGGACGGAUCAUCCGAGUGACCCAGGAGGUGGACGACUACAGGGACUGGAUCAGUAAACAGUGGGGCCGUCCGCCCCAGAGUGAACCCGCCAACAACCGAAACGAUGUCAUGCUGCUGGUGGAGCCCCAGCGGCUGGACGAGUGCAACAACAACGUCACAGAGGAGGAAGAGGAGGAGGAGGAGGAGGUGGUGGAGCUGCAGGACACGCCCGGCAGCAAGAGCUCCUCCAGCUCCUCGUCCCCGGCGCCCUCCAUGUGCUCCUCGCCGCUCUGCAUCUCCUCGUCCUCGUCCACCGUGUCCAGCGACGCGGACUCGGACGGCACCCCGUGUAAAACGGCCAAGCAGCAGCAGCAGCAGCAGCAGCAGUCCGGCCGCGGGUCCAAAGCCCACCGGGACUCAACGCCCAGCGUGGCCAGCAGCCGGACACAGGGCCACUCUGCCUGCACUCCCACCGGGGGCGGCAAGGGGGGCAAGACCCGGCCGUCCCGCUCCCAUAAGGCCGACCAGCAGAGCUCGUCCUCAGGGGGGAAGAGCCAUCAGGGCAACAAGCCACACCACCAGGGCAACGGCAAGAAGAGGAAAAAUGUGAGGGAGUCCACCCAGGAGGACCCUUGCAGAUAGUGGGUGGCCGCGGCGUGCCCGUGCUCCCCCCUCUGCUAAGGACCCCAGGGACGGGACUCGUCCUACUUCUGCUGCCAGACUCCAGCCUUGGGAGGUUCUUGGUGUAGAAUCUCUGUCUUACACUCAAGAUUUUUUUGCCGGGCACACGCAAGCGUUUUAUAGCAGGAACAAAAAAAAGAACAAAAAAAUAAAUAAUUAUAGGAAAUGGGGCUUCGGUUCUUGGACCCGGAUUGAAUCAUGAAGGAUAUUUGCGUGUUAGCCGCUGUCGUCAGGCUUCUCGUGGAGGGGUUUCUACCCCGCAGGCGGCGCUCACUGGAACUGUCUUAUUGCCCCCUUGUGUACGGGAGGACAAAUGGCAGGUGUCGAGGGUCUGCCAUGGAGUACAAAGCCUGGGGCUGGAGGCAACACCGCUUCUCAGCGAGAACGAUACAUUUACAAAUUGAUGGAAAAGACUAAAAAUGUUGAAGAACGGGAGGAAACCCAAACAAAAAAAAUGUACACUGAUUUCCUUUUUUUAUGGUGACCCUUAAAAAAUGCAAUCCAUUACGAGUGAGGAAAUAACUUAUGCAUGACAGUUCUCUUUUGCUGGUGGUUGGUCUGUUUUUUGUUAUGUCUCGACAGAUUAUACAGAGAUUUUUACAAAAAAAAUACAUAAAAAGGUUAAAAAUGCCAUUGCAAAAAAAAACGGACAAAACCAAAAAAACAAUCAUAAAUUGUUUCCUAUUCUCUUUUUACCAGAUAUAACAGUUUGAGACGUGUAGACGUGUACUUUCCCCUCCUAGCUGUUCUUUAUGGGAGGCCAAGGAGCUGGGUUCUGGGACUCAUUGCCAACAUACAUCAUCAGCAUCAGUCUACUCACUCCGAGCACGGUGGCGCUAGCGGUUAGCCUACUGAACACCUACUGAAUACAUGUCACUACGGAUGGCUGGAUGGAGAUUAAUCCUGUGUACCGAUAGCACAGCCGUGCUAGUUAAGAGCCUAGAGUAUAGGUAUAAAUUAGUAAGGGGGUGACGAUGGUUUUUAUGGCAAAAAUCAAAUCCUACACUUGAAGAAAAGAAAACCCACUCUUGUUAGCAAUCAAUCUGUGGGAGGUAAUUCGUUGGCUUAGUGAUUUACCUUCUACAAAAAUCAUUUUAUUUCUUAAAUUUAUUUAUUUUUUUAUUAUAUGGACAUAGUAUGGAUAAGAUGUGUAUUAACUUUGGAGCCUGUAUCUUUUGUGUCCUUAUGUUUAGCUAGGAAGAGAUAUUGGGGGGGGAAAUACAAUUUAUCAGGUACAGUUAAAAUGUCACGGUUAUGUCAUUUCAUUGCCUUUUUUUCUUUCGGUAAUAGUUGAGUGACCAAGUUACCUAGAAAUUAUAUGAGACCAUUUUUGCAAGUCGGAAAGUGUAAUGUGUUACAUGGCUGGGGUGUUAAAUUCAAAGGGAGUUUCGAUUAUAAUUUUUUUGUUUUGUUUUGUUUAUUGAAAUUAAUCCCGCCUUGGGGGACCCCCUGAUGUUUUGCAGUUCUGCAAGUAACCUGUAGAUGGGGUUAUCGCUCAAGUCUUAUCCUUACAGAGUUGGCGCUCGUAUACUGCAUUUGGACGGCCCCCCACCUAUGGGUGACUUGAAGGAAUAGCCCACUAUCAAUUGAAAACCAUAUGUAGAACACCCGGUCAGUGACAUGCUUGCAUUGGGAAAUAUCGAAUAAGCACACGGCAGCCGCUUGGAUGUUUUUUUCCAACACCAAACGCAACAGCUCUCUACCACACACAGAUUACCAGCAAUAACAUUUCUGCAGUCACUUGACCCUCAACACUAUUUAACGUCCGCCACAACCCAUGAUGAUAUUAAAAGAGCACGGCCCUUGCAGAAACACAACCGCUACAGUUUGAAUCACAACUCCAAACAUUUUACGCGUUUUUUGAUAGGACGACUCUUGUCCAAGUGAAUAAAUCUACGUGUUUGAUGUUGAACCAUUCAUUGAUGUCGCCCGUCGCAUUUCCAGACGCCUUCUCCAAAUGCAGUAUAUAAGUGCUUGUCUGAAAACGGCGGACAACAGAAUGUAAACGUGUCAGUAGUGCCAUCGGAAUAAUGUCCAUCGACCCUCCUCACUGCAGGUUCUUCUCACUAAACUGUGCUCAUCCCAAACGUCAUUUCUCUGCAGCUAUUACAGUACAUGCAAUAAAAACCACAGUACAACUAAACAG